This is a messenger RNA of Homarus americanus (American lobster), 1920 nucleotides long. RefSeq names its product paired box protein Pax-1-like. The transcript is spliced from 5 exons. The record is from RefSeq and is a predicted model, not a curated record. Lineage: Eukaryota; Metazoa; Arthropoda; Malacostraca; Decapoda; Nephropidae. Gene Ontology annotation, molecular function: DNA-binding transcription factor activity, RNA polymerase II-specific; RNA polymerase II cis-regulatory region sequence-specific DNA binding. Bases 544 to 1710 code for a protein of 388 amino acids. Gene Ontology annotation, biological process: regulation of transcription by RNA polymerase II; anatomical structure development.
GGCGGAGGUAGUCAGGUUAGGUAGUCAGUGUAUAUUUUGCGAAUGAGCGCAGGUGUAGUCACUAGUUAGUCGCAGGUGCGUGAGGAGCCGCUGCGCCGAGUGUGCGUCGUGCGUUGUUCGUGCUAGCGACCUCAAUCGUGAAGAUCGUGAUAGGGUGAAGGUUGCCAGGGAGUUAUGUUGACAAAAGAGUGGGUUACCAAGAUCACCCACUGACGCAGAACUGGAGGCUGAGGUGUCAAGGCCGAAAACACCGCUGACAACCACAUAGUCUGCCACAGGUUGUGUUACAGGAGCACCACAUCACACAGUUUAUCACAACCUGUGUUUAACAGGAGCGUUGUGUGGCGGCUGUGAUACUCCUCACGCCGCCGCUGCUGCUGGGGCCGACCUCGAGCCCGGCGCGAGUGACUCCACCACUCGCUUUUUCAGGAAUCGUCGUUGGUCGGAUUUUCGGGUCCCCUAAAGACCCAAGACGUAGGAACUGCGCCACUACCCUGUCCGCGCCACAACUCCAGCACCACCAGCACCAUCAGGCUGCCCCAGAUGCUCAUCCCUGACAUAGGCGGCCAACCAACAGCCUUCUCUGUGCCGUCCACCUCCGACCCCAGAAACAGCAGGCCGCACCCCAUGAUGACGGCCCUGCCCCCUGCCCUCCCCUAUUACGCCCCAGGUAGCCGCGACAUGUACAGUCCCGCAAGGCCGUUGGUCUUCAAUCCCCAGACCGCGGUGGUGUCUGCCGCAAGCGGAGGAGCGCCUAUGGAAGGUAUCAGAUACCCGCCGCCGACCGCAGCCGCUGCCGCAGUCGCAGCCCGACAUUACGACAUAGCCCAGCAAGUCUUCUCUCAACACACGGCUGCCAUGGCCAAGCUUCUCGGAACGAUUCGGCCGCCUGGGAUGAUCGGGGGGUCUAAGCCGAAGGUGGCGACGCCGCAGGUGGUGAACAAGAUCGAGCAGUACAAGAGAGAGAACCCGACCAUCUUCGCCUGGGAGAUCCGGGAGAAGUUGAUCUCUGAGAGCGUGUGUACCAACUCUACCGCGCCCUCCGUGUCCUCCAUCAACAGGAUCCUUAGGAACAGGGCAGCAGAACGAGCAGCGGCAGACUUCGCUCGGGCUGCGGGUUACGGUCUCUACAGCCCGUACGCCGCCGCGGGAGCCAUGCCUUGGUCAAAUCCCGCAGCCGCCGCCGCCGCAGCUGCAGCCGCGUCUUCACCCAUCUGGGGAGGCGCCCCUCACGCCGCCCUUCCCGCCGCCUAUACCUCCUCAGCCGCCGCCCACGCCGCCCUCGGCCUCCACCACGUCCAUGCUGACAAACUUAACCUGUCGAUGACGCCCCAGCCCCACCACGACCACAGACCAGAGGACCUGGAGUGUGGGGAGUCGAGGGGUGAAGGCUCCAGCAGCGACUGUGGUGAGGACCGGCCGCCCACCGCCUCCUCCGCCCCGCCCACACCCGCUUCACCUACAUCCUCCUCAACGCCCACGCCCACCAGUAAAAGCAAGAUUAGCUUUAGCGUUGAGUCCCGUCUCUUGGCUACUCCGCCGCCCACCUCCACCCAUCAGGGCCACAAUACCAACAGCCCGGCACAACCCACGCCCACCAACCCCGCCCUAGGUACUGCCGCGCAUGAGAUGGGUCCUCUAGUAGCGCGAGCGGUUCCCGGUUGGCGUUAUCCUCGCUACCACCCCUGGCUCCACAACCUCACACGGUAGAGGCAGGCGGGCUGACCACUGUACUGUAUUAACAUCUGUCUCAACCAUCCCUCACCUCACAUACAGAGUCACACCAAAUGCCAUUUUACGCUGCAACCAAACCUUUACCAUCAUUACGGUUUACCUUACAACGAGCAUCACCACUACCAUAACCAUCCCCACCACCACCAUCCUCACAACCAUUAUAACCAUCGACCAUUACCAUCAUCA